AUGGUGACUACAGUAGCCACUACAAUUAGAGAAGCCAUCAGCUCGUCAUUUACCGUGCCUUCCACGCAACUGAUGACCGUUCAAGUGCCGGGAACCAUUAUUGAUCCAAGUGAAUUUUGCUGGAAUGAAACCAUAGAUUCGAUCAAACCGUUAGGCGUUAGAAUUGCCGAAGCUCAAUUGGUUGACAACCAAAUCCCAAUUAGCAAAGUAAUGAUCCACCGCACUGGGAAAAGUGUUUCGAGAAGUUAUCUUGCUGCCUUGGACUGCUUGGUCUCCGUCAAAACCUCUGUCUCAUCUAGCGAAGAUGACAGGAUGCUGACUGGUCGUCAAUCCGAAAUUCGCGAUAGAUAUACCCAGGCCAUGAACUACUUGACGACAAGCGAUGAUAGCGAAUCCGGAAAAUCGAGACUGCAGACGUAUGUGGAGAAGCAGGAAUCUUGGAACCAAGCGGUCGAACGUUAUAACGAAGCUCAAAUGAGACACCUGCAGACCAUCAAGGAAAAAGGAUUGACCGCAGAACAGCAAGAAUAUUCGUUUCUUGAGUGGUUGCAGCUGAAUGGUCGCGAUUAUAAGGCAGCCAUCCAAGCCAAGUACAUGGAUUGGGUUGUGUAUGGGCAUAAAUUCCCAGUCGAGUUCAAUUUUGGACUAGUUGAUCUCGCUUCUGCCAUGAAACGGGUUGAAAGUAGCAAAGAGGCGUUCCGGAACCUUACUCUACUGGCUGCCGAUGGCGUUACUGAAUACAACAGUGUCAAUCUUUUGCCUUCAAACUGGGCCAGUCUGGUACAGCAAAAGAUGGAUGAGUGGCAAAAGUUCAAGAAUAGCCCCUCCAUAAUCGAGCUUCAUGCAGAAAUCAAGCGGCUUCAUCACAUUUUGAUCUCCCAUCAGGGUCUUUACGAUGCUAUUAGCAGCGGCAAAUUUAUCCCACAUCAAUUUAGUGAGACUGAAAACAAAGCUAGUACAACACUACGAGGCCAUUAUGAACAAGCUUACGCGGAUGCCGACGCAAAGAAGUGGGCUCAAGAACAGAUUUCUGCGAAGGGUGUCGAACAAAUUAUGGCAGAGGGCGCCAAAAUACUUACCGGAGAGAACAAGAUAUCUGCAGGUAAGGACAGCAAACCAGCUGUACAAAAAGAAGACAACGUACCGUCAACAUUGGCCGGUGACAUUGAGCAUAACGUGGAAGCAUUCAUCAACCCUUUUGACGCUAUAAUCGCCGAAGCGGAUACCUGGAACAAAGCAUUCACACCUCGGAAAGCUGGAGUCAUGCAGGCCGUCGAUGACGCAGGUAAAGAAGAGGCUAAAAGCUAUGUUAGAAACCGCAUUGAAACCAUCACACGCCAGAUUGAAAAGCUUGAAUCCAAAUUGAAGAGAGUGAGCUCUGAAUUGGUGCCUCUUCCAAACACCAUUGUUGUACCAGAGGUCUAUGCAAAUGGCAAAAUUGUCGACGAUCAUGAACUGAUCGCCAAUAGAAGGCUUUUGGAAGACUCAAUGGUUAAGGAUUCAUCGCCAUGGACUCGCAUUACAAUGAAGGUAGCUGUAUCAGAACAUGACUCGCUCAAAGCGGUGAGCCAAUCUGCUAUGAGUGAAAACUUUGGCGUGGGAUGGGGAUUUUGGUCAAUGGGAAUCGGCGAGUCCAACUCAUACCCUAAAGACGAGCCAGAUUCAGCCAUGGACGACCUCGAGGUUGAGGUUUCAAUGGAUUGUAUGGUCGUCGACAUUGAGCGCCCUUGGUUACAAGCGGAGCUCUUUGCUGAUCACCAACUCGAUGCUGCUCCGGGAUUCACGAUUUCGCCUGGGCAUGAGGUCUUACGCGAGGCCGUGGAGCAGGACUUACCCGUGGAGAUGUCUCAUGCACAAUUUUGUAGUUAUCCAAGUGCCUUUAUUGUUGCCUCUAAUGUGGAGUUGGAGUUCCAUGGCAAUACCGCGUGGUUAGAGAGCAGUCUGGAGGCAUCAGCAGCAGAGGCCAGGGCAUCAAUUGGCUGGGGACCCUUUGUACUUGGUUCUAGCUCUUUUAAGAGCUCCAAAUCAGGUUCCAAAUCACGCAUUCAGAGUACAGAGACGGGUGUACAAGUCAGUCUACAGACGCCACAGAUUAUUGCAUGGACACAGGAGCUCUUGCCAGCGCUGCCAAAACGCACGGCAGGGGAUUUGGGCUUAUCUGAACUGUCAUUAGCCGAAUUCUCUGACAUUUUUGCCCCUGCUAGUGUCCUCAUCGAAAUCUGGAAGGCGAUUGAGCUUGGUGCUGCUGGGUUUAGUUUCGAAGAUGAUGGUCGAAUUGCUUUUGACUCAAAACAAGAUUUCCGCAUCCGAGUAGACCUUGUCGAAGCAGGUGGUGAAUAUAUCAACCAGAUAUACGCCACAGUACCAUACUUUGGAGCCUCUCUAGCAUCUAAGGCGGAUCUUCUCAGACUAAGAGCAACAACGAUAGUAGAACGCCAAGAUGAUGGAGAUAUGACAGAUUUUCGAUGGCUACUCGAAGAGGUGGCCAGAGAUGGUGAAAGUCUUCCAACAUUAACUGUGAAAAAAAUUGGCGAUUUGUUGGCUGUUGGUGCACAAAUCGGAGUACUCGAUCGUUUGAUCCUGGCUGCCAUUAUGGGCACACACAAUGAAGAUGCUGCUUUGCGGCUACUCAAAUUGCGAUAA
This is a messenger RNA of Trichoderma gamsii, 2643 nucleotides long. RefSeq lists its product as hypothetical. The transcript has 4 exons. The record is from RefSeq and is a predicted model, not a curated record. Lineage: Eukaryota; Fungi; Ascomycota; Sordariomycetes; Hypocreales; Hypocreaceae. The coding region runs from base 1 to 2643 and encodes 880 amino acids.